Corticium candelabrum is the source of this 5522-nucleotide messenger RNA. RefSeq names its product Fanconi anemia group M protein-like. Gene Ontology annotation, molecular function: hydrolase activity; ATP binding; four-way junction helicase activity. The record is from RefSeq and is a predicted model, not a curated record. Gene Ontology annotation, biological process: double-strand break repair via synthesis-dependent strand annealing; interstrand cross-link repair. Bases 146 to 5500 code for a protein of 1784 amino acids. The transcript has 14 exons. NCBI's taxonomy places the organism in Eukaryota, Metazoa, Porifera, Homoscleromorpha, Homosclerophorida, Plakinidae.
UGUUAAUGCGGUAGUUCAUCAGACUACUCUGUUUAGUACGUGGGGCUCCUCGGUCGGACCCAAUCUCACCGGAAGUUCUUCCGGAAACGAGAGAUCAUUACUAAACAAGCUUGAAAGUGUGUCUGAUGAAGUUCUGGCGUCAAUUAUGGCACUCCAACAAGACGAUGACUUUGAUAACGAGAUGUCAGAGGCAACCGGUGUUGGACAAGACAAGAAACAGUUGAAUGAAUUUGGAUCAAUGAGAGAAAGGCCCAGAGAAGUUAUCGACGGUUUUGACGAGAAGGAAGGUGCUAUAUGGAUUUACCCUGUCAAUUACCCGUUGAGAGACUAUCAAUACAACAUUGUUCAAAAAGCGUUAUUUAAUAACACUCUUGUCAGUCUGCCAACUGGGCUGGGAAAGACUUUCAUUGCUGCUGUAGUGAUGUUCAACUUCUAUCGAUGGUAUCCUAAGAGAAAGAUCGUCUUUAUGGCGCCGUCAAAACCAUUGGUUGCUCAGCAGAUUGAAGCUUGUUUUAAAGUGAUGGGAAUACCACAAUCAGACAUGUGUGAAAUGACAGGCCAUAUGCAGCCAAUUCGGAGGGAGAGUGAGUGGCAGAAUAAACGAGUAUUUUUCCUCACACCACAGGUAGUGCAGAAUGACCUCGGUCGAGGGUCAUGUUCUGCUGUGGAUAUUGUGUGUGUUGUCGUGGACGAGGCUCAUCGUGCACUCGGAAACCAUGCAUACUGUCAGGUUAUGAGAGAGUUGGCAAAUUUCACAACAAAUUUCAGAGUCCUGGCACUUAGUGCAACACCAGGAGACAAUGUUAAGAUGGUUCAAAAUGUUGUCACCAACUUGAUGAUUUCUCAUGUUGAGUUACGCUCGGAAGAGUCACUUGAUCUGCAGCCCUACAUUCACAAGCGAAAAGAGGAGAAAGUUGUAGUGAAACUAGGAGAAGAACUAACACGAUUAAAAGACAGAUUUCUAGAGAUUGUUGCUGUGAGCAUCAAACGACUUGUUUCUAAUGGAGCUCUCUACAGUAGUAGCCUUGAAUCAUAUGGGAAAUUUAUACUUCUUAAAGCUCGCGAUGAAUUUCAUAGAAGACUAAGCACAAAUCCUACUCAGUCGCGUGGUGUAAUAGAAGGAGACUUUGCUAUGUCCAUCACAUUGUAUCAUGCCUAUGAGCUUCUUCUUCAACAUGGAAUGAGGUCAUUCUAUCAGUUUUUGAAAUCAACAAUGGAUGGUUCUAAAGGACAGUCAAGAGCUCGUGCAGAACUUGCUGGAAACUCAACAUUUCAUGAAAUAAUGGACGAACUGAAAGAGAAGUUUGAUGUUGAAGGGAUCAGUUGUGUGUCACCAUCAAAGUUUAUGAGUGCUACGCAAAGAGGUGGACGGUCUAGACUUUUGUCAAGUUAUGGAGCAACUGAGGCAAAGCCUGAAGCAGUGAAGGAUCUUGUUUGCAGUCAUCCCAAGCUGAAAGUGUUGCGUAAAAUUGUUCUUGAUCAUUUCAAUCAAGUGGACGGUGCGAAAAUAGGAGGCUUGGGGUCUCGUGUAAUGAUCUUUUCUCAGUAUCGUGAGAGUGUUCAUGAGAUAGCUGAUGUUCUUUCAGUGCACUCGCCGACAAUUAGAGUGAUGACUUUUGUGGGGCAAGCAUCGACAGGCAAGUCCAGUCGUGGCCUUACCCAGAAGGAGCAACUUCAAGUUGUGCAAAAAUUUCGUCAAGGAGGAUACAACACAUUGGUGGCUACAUGUGUUGGAGAAGAAGGCUUGGAUAUUGGAGAAGUUGAUCUGAUUGUUUGCUUUGAUGCUCAUGCGUCACCUGUGAGGCUUGUGCAACGAUUAGGAAGAACUGGGAGGAAACGUGAUGGAAGGAUUGUGGUGCUGGUGACAGAAGGGAAAGAGGAAAAAACAUUGAAACGAAGUGAGGCAAGCAGGAAAGGCAUUCAUAAGGCCAUCAGAGAUGCAGUUCGUUCAUUCAAUCUUUACCCACAUAAUCCUCGUAUGGUGCCUUUUCAUAUUCAACCUCAAGCCCAUCAAAUGCAUAUGACACCAGGUGACUACAUUGAUCGUCAUGAACAGAAGAGACAAAAGCAGAAAGGACAGAACAGAACCAUCUGUUACAGAAAUAGUACAAAUAUAAAACAAUGCUUCUCUAAAUGGGGAAAGAAAGGUGAGUUGGGUCUUCUUACAGAUGGUGAGUUAUGCUAUUGGAGUGAGAACUUCAUGCUUCCACAAGACGAAUGUGACAAAUUAUCUUAUAUCACAGAGGAUGUGUUUUCGAGCACUCGGCCAUUUAUUUCAUUGUCAAAGAAAUCUGUUGCCAUAGAAAGCACAGAGCAAACUAUGUCAUUGACUUUGAGUCGACAGUCUGAUAGUCAAAUGACACCUUCACCCGUCUAUCUGAUUGGUCACUCGCUACGUUGUCACAAGCUGAUAGAACUGGCACAAUUUGCAGACAUGUGCAAGGACAGAGAUGAAGAUGAUGAUACAUACUGUUUAGAAAUGAUGACAUACUUGAAUGAUGAUGAUGUUAGUACAGUUACUAAGAAACCUUAUGUGGACUCAAAUCUGAAGAAAUCUGAUGAUCUGGACAAAAGGAAUGUAGCAUCUGACUCAGAUGACAGUGUCCUCCUUGUUGCGAAACAAAAGAGAAAGAAAGCACGAAGUGUGUUUCCUGAUGAUGAGGAUGACUUUGUGCAAUGUCUUCAAGAUCGUCGUUUGUCUGACAGUUCCGAAGAUGAAUCUGAACUUCCAGCAGCACUCAAUCGUUCCUCAACAAAGAAGGAAGUGAGCACAUCUGUAGUUGAACCACGUCAUAAGAACAGUUUACUGUCCAGUGAUCUCAUUUUUGACACAUUGUUGCCUUCUCCAUCUCAGUUUAGCUCAAAAGUUAGUCAUGUACCUCUUACGAUAAAAUCUAUUAUCAGGGAGGCUCCCACAUUCGAUGACACUUUUGGUGGUCUGUUAAGUCAAAUUUCUAGAUCAGAAGUGAUCCACAAAGAUGACAAUUUGUCUAAGUGCAGUGACAGCAGGAAUGAGUUUGGUCAUGCUCACCCAGCUGAUACUUUUAGUGUGCAAACAACUGAAGAAUUAGCAACGAUGGACAAUAUGUCCGAUGGAGGUUUCAGCACCUCAAUCCAUGAUACCAAUGCUACUGAUACUAAUACAGGAAAGAACAUGAGAAAUGGUGACAUAUCUAUCAGCGAAAGUUUGUCGACAAAAUUUUCUACCGAAACCAUAACAGCGUGUGAAGUAAGUGAAGACCUGUGCAAAGUGCAUAAAGCAAGGGAGCAGCCAGUAGCUCAAAAUGUUCGACGUUGUGCUGCCUAUAGACUUCAGAGAUUCCAAUUUGGGAAGAAAAUGAAUGAAGGUCAUCCAAGUGUGUCAUCAUCGCCAGUCUCUACUGCGCUCUCUGUUGUAGCAACAGAACAAACUGUGAUACCUGACUCUGCACCAGAAGAUGGAAGCGACAAAGAGGAAAACACAAUUGAUGCAAUCAAACGAACAAAACGUACUUACAAGAAACUUAAUGUUCUUCGUAGUCCCAAUGUUUACCUUGCAAAUGGUGACAAACAACAAGAAAGAACACAGGGAGGUGCUGAAAGUGAUGACGACUUUGAGACUCAAAUCAAUAAGCCACUGAAAGAGGCACAAUCAUCUGUUAACACAAACAUGACCAUGAAGUCGUCUUCUAUAAAUUUACAGAAACCACAAUCUGAUGUGAAAGCAAAAGACAAAAGGAUAGAUUUCUUUAGAAAUGGACUAAAAACUCGUGCACAAAAGAAAUUAAAAAAGCACUUUGAAAAAGCGAAAACAAAACAUGUUGGAAGAGAAUUUUUGGAUGAAGAAGCAGAACUAUCGAGUGACAAUGCUUGUGUUGUAUCGUCUGAUGAGGAUGUGGAGGACAAUACAGAUGGCUACAUAGCUGAUAGUUUUAUUGAUGACCACACACAAACAGCGGAAUAUCAUCACUUUCAAGUGACAUAUGAAAAAAGCGAGUCACCAGUGGACAUGCAGGCUGUAUAUAGAAGAAGUCUGAUGAGUCCUUCUUGUCAGAGAGGAACAUACAAGCUCGUGUUUGGACAUCAUCAUAACAGGCACAGACUGCAAUAUUCAGACAGCGAACUAGAGUCUUCGUUUAUUGACGAUAGGGAAGUAAAUGAGGUAAGUAGCAGUCAGGCAGAAGAAGACAACAGGUUUAUAGUAUCUGAGGGUGAUGGAAGUGAAGACAUUGAAUGCACAGUUAAAGAAAGAGACAAGGAGACUGAUUCUGUCGAACUUGAGUCACCCAGUUUUAUAUCAACAAAGGUGAAGGGUAAACGGAGACGAAGAGCUGUGUUAGAAGAAUCGAGUGAACAAGAUAGUGUUGUUGCAGAUGAACCAACCAAGAAGUCUCCCAAAGUUUCAUGUGUAGCCACCUCAUCAUCAGUGCUUUUCUCAGGUGAGAGAAACAGGCAGCAGUUUCCUGGAAAGCAAAUCUUAAAUAAUGUGAAUCAGAAUGGGACUCUAUUGACCUCAUCUCCUCAGCCUGCACACAUUGAAUCUACUGCAUCACAUGUUGAAAUAGAAAUACCGCAGUUUGACAUGUUUGAUGAUGAUUUGGAUGAACAGCUGCAGCAGUUGGAUGAGCAAACACUCAGUCAAGAACUAGUGAAACCAGCAGAAGUCAUUCAUCCCUUUGCACCUCUAGUCAUUUCUCCUAUAGCCAAGACAAAAUCACCAAACAUGAUAAAUCAGUCUUGUACACGAUCUGCUCAAUGUGUGUUACCACCAGAUCCAGAGAUGAAUGCAAUUUCAACAUCUGUUCAAGCUUCGCAAAUGAGUGCAACACAUACUGUGAGCAAAGGGACAAAGAUGAAAAUCUUGGUUGACACAAGAGAAGUCUCAACAGCUACACAGACGGUUUCUGCUCUCCGGUUGAACCAUUUAAUUGAUCCUGUUGUCUGCUCCUUGUCACAUUGUGAUUACAUUGUCAGCAAUCGAAUGGGUGUGAAGAAAGUACAUCAGUCAAGUUUGUCAACUAGCAGCAAGAGCUCAAAGGCUGUCGACAGCCUUCGUCAUAUGUUUAGUCUGUUUGAGCGUCCUUGUCUUAUUAUUGAGAAGGAAAGAGAAAAAUCUAGAGAAGCCAAGAGACCACAUAACAGGACUCAUCACUUCAAUAACAGCCUGGCUGCUCUUGCACAGACACACGCCAAGGUUCUAUUCAGUGACUCGCAAGUCAUGACGGCAGCUUUUAUCAUCGACUUAACUGUUAGUGAACAAGAGAAGCAGGCAAGCAUUGAUGCAACUUGUGAUAUUGCAAAGGGAACCAAUGACCCAGUUUUGAAAAUUUUGCUGUCUAUUCCUUGUCUCAGCUUCAUAUCUGCUCUCAAUCUCUUUCGUUCAUUUACAUCUCUCGAGGAAAUCUGCAGAAGCUCUCCAAGCGAAUUGGUUCGUCGUACAGCAUCUCUCUCUAGUCAGAGAGCAAAGACACUUGUAUCAUAUCUUCAACACAACUUUGACAUCGACAUGAUUCCGAAAUAGCACAAAUGCACUCGAGGGAACG